Molecule: messenger RNA, 486 nt
Organism: Chlorocebus sabaeus (green monkey)
Lineage: Eukaryota; Metazoa; Chordata; Mammalia; Primates; Cercopithecidae
Product: testis-specific basic protein Y 1-like
Biological process (GO): brain development
Source: RefSeq, a predicted model, not a curated record
UGACCGUUGGGAGACGUUGAGCUGUGGAAGAUGAGUCCGAAGCCGAGAGCCUCGGGAUCCCCGGCCAAGACCACGGAGAGCCGAAAGAGGAAGUCCUCUUCUCAGCAGAGCUGCAGUAGCCCGAAGAAGAAGGCUACCAGAGCAACCAAGAAGGGAAAAGCAGCUCGUGGAGGGAGACGCGGGAAGAAACGGGCCGCGAGCAAGAUGGCGGCGGCGGCGACGGCCCCUGAGGCGGGGAGCGGGCCAGCGGCCCCCGGCCCCAGUGACCAGCCCAGCCAGGAGCUCCCUCAGCAUGAGCUGCCCCCCGAGGAGCCAGUGAGCGAGGGGACCCAGGACGACCCCCUGAGCCAGGAGACCCAGCUGGAGGAGCCGCUGAGUGAGGGGGCGGCCACCGACUACCCCAUCUGGCUGAGCAGCGACUAAGUUCAGUUCCAGUCGCCAGACCUCAGAGAUCUCACCAGCACGGUGGCCCCUGGUGAAGACAAU